This is a messenger RNA of Medicago truncatula (barrel medic), 1016 nucleotides long. RefSeq names its product putative germin-like protein 2-2. Gene Ontology annotation, molecular function: manganese ion binding. Bases 293 to 832 code for a protein of 179 amino acids. Lineage: Eukaryota; Viridiplantae; Streptophyta; Magnoliopsida; Fabales; Fabaceae. The record is from RefSeq and is a predicted model, not a curated record. The transcript has a single exon.
AUUCCUUUCUUAAAACUCUAGUAGAGCUUUCAAAUUUCGAGUUUUAAAGUUCUUAUCAAAUGGCUAAUCUCUCACUCAUGCUGCCUCUUUUAGCUCUUUCACUUCUAGCUGUCUUUGCAGCUGAUGCUACUACUCUCCAAGAUUUUUGCGUGACAAAUCCAAUAGGCCAAGGUAUAUAAUUUACAAGUACAAAUAUAUGAGUAUCUUUUUACUAGUUAACAACAAUGAACUAAUUCACAUUUUGUUCUUCUCAAAUUUCAAGAUUCUAACACUUUUGUGCAUUUGAUCAAUUAUGGAAUUGUUAGGGAAUUCAUUAUGCAAGGAUCCUAAACUUGUUGAGGCAAAUGACUUCUUCUUUAGUGGCCUUCACAUAGCAGGCAACACUACUAAUGCUGCUGGGUCAAAAGUAACUCCAGUCUUUGCAGCUCAGCUACCUGGAUUGAACACACUAGGGAUCUCAAUGGCUCGUGUCGAUAUAGCACCAUGGGGUGUUAACCCUCCUCACUCACAUCCUCGCGCUACUGAAAUAUUCACUGUUCUCGAAGGCACGUUAGAAGUUGGAUUCAUCACUUCAAAUCCAGAAAACCGCCACUUUAGUAAAGUUCUACAUAAGGGAGAUGUGUUUGUGUUUCCUAUAGGGCUCAUUCACUAUCAAAGAAAUAUCGGACAUGACAAUGUUAUUGCAAUCGCUGCUCUUAGUAGCCAGAAUCCGGGAGCUAUCACUAUUGGCAAUGCAGUGUUUGGUGCUACACCUGAAAUAGCUAGUGAAGUGCUUAUUAAGGCUUUUCAGCUGGAGAAGAAUGCCAUCAACUAUUUGCAGUCUAAGUUUUAGAAUCAUGACGGAAAAUUAAUUACACUGCUUACUCUUGUUUUACACUUUGCUCAGUUUGUUUAAUCAUUUGGGGUGUGUAUUUGAUAUCUUUUUUGUUUGUAUGUUUCAUCAUUUGUUGGUCUUCCAUAUUUUGGAUGGUAUUUUACUAUCUAUUGUUUUGAACUUAGUGUUAAGUGGUUUGCCA